GAGAAGGGCGAGGGGCAGAGGUGGGGUUAAGUGGAAGGGGAAGGUGAGCAUUCACAGCCCCUGAUGGCCCCCCACCUACCUCCCAGCCUGAGGCUCUUUCCUUCCUUUGCUCUCAGGCGGCGACUCACAAUUGAGGACUUUGAAAUCGGGCGUCCUCUGGGCAAGGGAAAAUUUGGGAAUGUGUACCUGGCUCGGCUCAAGGAAAGCCAUUUUAUCGUGGCCCUGAAAGUCCUCUUCAAGUCCCAGAUAGAAAAGGAAGGACUGGAGCACCAACUGCGCAGGGAAAUUGAAAUCCAGGCGCAUCUACAACACCCCAAUAUCCUACGUCUGUACAACUAUUUCCAUGACGCACGCCGUGUGUACCUGAUUCUGGAAUAUGCUCCAAGGGGUGAGCUCUACAAGGAGCUGCAAAAGAGCCACACAUUAGAUGAACAGCACACAGCCACGAUAAUGGAGGAAUUGGCAGAUGCUCUGACCUACUGCCACGAGAAAAAGGUGAUUCACAGGGAUAUUAAACCAGAGAACCUACUGCUGGGGUUCAAGGGUGAGGUGAAGAUUGCAGACUUUGGCUGGUCGGUGCACACCCCAUCUCUGAGAAGAAAGACAAUGUGUGGGACUCUGGACUACUUGCCCCCAGAAAUGAUUGAAAGGAGAACAUACAAUGAGAAGGUUGAUCUGUGGUGCAUUGGAGUGCUGUGCUAUGAGCUGCUAGUGGGAAAUCCACCCUUUGAGAGCCCUUCCCAUAAUGAGACCUACAGACGCAUCCUCAAGGUAGAUGUAAGGUUUCCCCCAUCAUUACCUUUGGGGGCCCAGGACUUGAUCUCCAAGCUUCUCAGAUACCAGCCUUCGGAGCGGCUGCCCUUGGCCCAGAUCCUGGAGCACCCCUGGGUCCGGGCCCACUCUCAGAGGGUGUUGCCUCCGUCUGUUCAGAUGGCUUCUUGAGCCCUGUCUGCACCUGUUUUAUUGUCUUUGUCCAGGGAGCUCUCCUGGCUCCACUAUCUUACCUGUCCUUUGUUUCUUCUAAGAUGCAAGAUGCUAAUUAAUAAAAGCUGAAUCAUUUUGUACCGGUUAUUUAGAGUUAUUUGACUAUGCAGUUAUGUGACUGGGUAGAGUCUAUUUCUUGUAGAAACUCUUUCCCAUGAGAGUGUCCCAAGAUGAUGUCCCCCCUGGUCCCCAAGGAUGGUGACUCUACUCACCUUGAAAACUAGUUACUGCUUUGUGCAGACAACCACCCUGGUGGUGUACAACCUACCACCUAUCACAUUU
Molecule: messenger RNA, 1266 nt
Organism: Callorhinus ursinus (northern fur seal)
Lineage: Eukaryota; Metazoa; Chordata; Mammalia; Carnivora; Otariidae
Product: aurora kinase C
Biological process (GO): protein phosphorylation
Molecular function (GO): ATP binding; protein kinase activity
Source: RefSeq, a predicted model, not a curated record